Messenger RNA from Elgaria multicarinata webbii, 1421 nucleotides. It is a transcript of the gene SLC50A1, whose product is annotated as solute carrier family 50 member 1. Gene Ontology annotation, molecular function: sugar transmembrane transporter activity. Gene Ontology annotation, biological process: carbohydrate transport. The record is from RefSeq and is a predicted model, not a curated record. Gene Ontology annotation, cellular component: membrane. Bases 49 to 708 code for a protein of 219 amino acids. NCBI's taxonomy places the organism in Eukaryota, Metazoa, Chordata, Lepidosauria, Squamata, Anguidae. The transcript has 6 exons.
GGGCCGGGCCAUCGCACCUGGCGAGGCUGGCCCAAACGGAGCGCCGCCAUGGGCUCGACCGGGCUGCAGCUGCUGUCGUGGGCCUGCCUGGUUUUCUCCCUGGGCAUGUUCGGCACUGGCCUGUCCGACCUGCAACAGAUGUUUGCGACCCAAAGCGUGGAGAACAUCCAGUUCCUGCCGUUCCUCACUACCGAUGUCAACAAUCUUAGUUGGCUGAGCUACGGAUUCCUGAAGGGUGACAGGACCUUGAUCAUCGUCAACACCAUCGGUGUGGUGCUUCAAACACUUUACAUCCUGGUCUACUUCUACUUCAGCUCUGAGAAGCGUUCUGUGUUGUUGAAGACAGUGGGCUUGCUGGCCGUGCUGCUGAUUGGGUAUUGCUACUUCAACCUCCUGGUGCCAGACGUUCCCACACGUCUUGCCCGCUUGGGUCUAUUUUGCAGCGUCUUUACCAUCACCAUGUACCUCUCACCGUUGGCCGAUCUGGCCAAGAUCGUCAAGAGCCGGUCCACGAAAUGCCUCUCCUUCCCAUUGACGGUCACAACCUUCCUGGCUUCUACCUGCUGGUCCCUCUACGGGCUGCUGCUUGAGGACCUGUACAUCACGAUCCCCAACCUGCCAGGGAUUGCCACCAGCCUCGUUCGGUUCUGGCUUUUCUGGCGUUUCCCUCCAGUCCGUGAGAACACCUACAAGUCGCUGUUGGCCUGACGUCCAGGGGUAGGCUUUGACCGCCGGCGUUGCCAGUCACGGAAGGGAAAGGACGCUGAGGCCCGGUGGUCCGAGGACGAAAUCUUCCCAGCUCUCCUUGCGCACAGCACAUUUGCACAUCUGCGCAGUGGCCUCCUGUGCCCACCAGCCGUCCAGACCUUUCAAGUGCCUCUUCUGCCAGGCAGUUCCUCCACCUUGGGGUGGGCCGUGUGUUCGAAAAGGGCCCUGAACGACGCUUCGGCGCAAGACGAGGCCGCCCAACUCGUAAAGCAGCCGGGGGAUUUGUGGGAUGCGAAACUCCCAGAGACCCUUUUCCUCCCGCCCCGGAAAGCAGCAUCUGGGCAAAUGCAGAUGCUUCCUCCGACUUCCUUUCUGAAGAAUGUCUGGCUCCUUCCCUGGCUCUUCUCCCCAGACACGGUUUCUGUCCACCAAAGCUGUUGGGUCAUGCCAUUUUCCGUCCAACGGGGGUGCCUUUUGAUCGACUUCCCAAUUCCUCUCUCUUUCUCAACUAUUCCAUCCGUUCUCCCCUUCAAUCUGUGGGGUGACAAGCCGGGGCUCUCCCAGAAGGCCGUGCUCUGGAAAAGAAAGCGGGAGGACCCAAUGGCGACAUUCCGCUGGUGGAGACAGCCUGCCCAGGUGGACUCCCAUGUCCGUGCGAUUGUUUUUUAAGUGCCUUGCAAUAAACAGAACUGUUUCUGCGGAAAGGAAGGGUA